CUCUUGACUUUCUACAUUUCACUCUGUUUUAGCGGAAAACCGAGCAUCCUCUGUUUCAGUUCUUCAGUUUCAUCCAUCAAUGGCAUUCUGCAUUUGAAUUUGACCGCCGUGUGCUCAAAUGGGUUGCUGCAUAAGCACUGGGGGAGCUGCUUCUGAUGGAAAAGCUCAGCAAUUUCCGUCCGUAGGUGAAUCUUUUUACCAAAAACCCGCUCUCGAGAACAGAGCGCCGCCACCGUCGUUUGAAGAAGAAACUGUGAAAGAAGUUCUCUCGGAAGUCCCGAAGCCGAAACCGCCGCUCACCGUUCCUGGAGAAGAGGAAAACAAAAGGCCUCAGGAACAGAAACCCGUUGUCGAGAAGAUCCCAGAAGAAGAAUGCAUUAGCUUCAACAGGAUGGUCCUGAAGUCGCCGACGAGCACUAACCGGAGUGCCGCCAUUGAAGAUUCGGUGUCCGAGGAUGUGUCAGAGAUUUGCAGCUUGAGUGAGAGCAUAUCAACGACUACAAUCACUGACAGAAGGGACGAAGAAGAGGAAGUGAGACAAAGGGUGUACAGAUCUCCAGGAAGAUUAGCGCCCAGAACUCGCAAUUCAGCUCCCAGGCGAGACCGGGUCGUGGGCAGGUCCCCAACCAAGAGACCCAACCAAUCGCCUGGGAGAAGAAACGGUGUCAUCACCGGCGGUUCAGUGAGAAUGGUCCAAAGCAGGGAGCCAGGUCAAGCCACAGCAAGGCGCGGGUCAAGACCUUCCCCAACAAGAAGGGAUCCAAGUGAGAGUUCCGAGAGAAGGUCAAGGUCGCCGGCGGUAAACAGAUCCGCAGUGGGUCGUAGCCCGUCAGCCAAACGCGCAAUCCGGUCUCCCGGUCGAGUCAGGACUGAACCGGUGAAGAUUGGUAAUAGCCAAAAAGUGGAGGAGAAUAGCAAUUUGGAGGGGAAAUGGCCAAGUAGUCAUGAUAAUUCCACUCCAAAUAGCACUGCAAAUGAAUCCCUUGAAAACCCACUUGUAUCUCUUGAAUGCUUCAUUUUUCUUUAGGGAGAAAAAAAAAAAAAAAAACUGUUUUACAGUUUCUGUAAAACAGCCAACUCCAAAAAAAUAAAAAUGCAAUUAGCUUUAGUUUUUAUUUUUAUUUUAUUUUAUUUUAUUUUUUCUGGCUAUUCAAGUAGCUUUAGCUUAAUUAUGAACCUUUUUCUAUGUUUAUUUGAAUAUAUGAAUUUCAAGGUCAGGAUGGGGGUUUUGGGAAGAUUUUCUGGUAAUUUUGGAUACUUGGAUGAGCAAUGCAAUGCCAUGAAUUUUAACCCGU
Rubroshorea leprosula is the source of this 1295-nucleotide messenger RNA. NCBI's taxonomy places the organism in Eukaryota, Viridiplantae, Streptophyta, Magnoliopsida, Malvales, Dipterocarpaceae. The record is from the annotation of a GenBank genome assembly.